AUGUUACUGAGAAUUGGGCCUAAAGGCCUACGAGUAAGGGCCUCCCGUCCUCUACACGAAUUGGGAACUUUCCGCGGGGGAUAUCGUGCAUACACCGCGACGGCAAGGCGUUGGCAAGAUGUAUUCCACUCGCAGACCGAGGAUUCAACCCCUUCGACCAUUUUAUCUUCCCUAAAAACUACAUCUCGGGUUGCGCAGACCCUUACAGAGAAGAUUGUCCAACGAUAUUCUCUUGGGCUUGGAAAGGAUAAGGUUGUGAAGUCCGGAGAUUAUGUUACUCUCUCCCCUCAUUACUGCAUGACUCAUGACAAUUCAUGGCCCGUCGCAACCAAAUUCAUGUCCAUUGGCGCAACCAAAAUCCACAAUAUCAAUCAAGUGGUUUGCACCCUCGAUCACGAUGUUCAAAAUAAGAGCGAAACAAAUCUGAAGAAAUACAAACAAAUUGAGGAAUUCGCACGUCAACAAGGGGUGGACUUUUACCCCGCAGGACGAGGAAUUGGACAUCAGAUCAUGGUAGAGGAAGGAUAUGCUUGGCCCGGGACAGUUACUGUCGCUUCGGACAGUCAUAGUAAUAUGUAUGGUGGUAUCGGAUGCUUGGGCACGCCUAUGGUACGAACAGAUGCAGCAAGUAUUUGGGCAACAGGUCGAACAUGGUGGCAGAUUCCCCCAAUCGCCAAAGUCACCCUCACUGGAGUAUUACCUAUCGGGGUUACAGGAAAGGAUGUCAUCGUUGCGCUUUGCGGUUUGUUCAACAGUGACGACGUUCUCAAUCAUGCUAUAGAAUUCACGGGAUCGGAACAGACGAUGCGCAGUCUCCCUGUCGAUGACAGACUUACUAUCGCAAAUAUGACAACGGAAUGGGGUGCUUUAUCCGGCUUGUUUCCAAUUGAUUCAGUCCUCGAGUCUUGGUUAAGAUAUAAGGCUACCACAAGUGCAAUGUUUGCCCCUAAGAAUGGCAAGGAACCCCGGUUUACACAUGCUCGUAUUGAUGAUCUCGUUCAAAACCAGCUUGUGGCGGAUAAGGGAGCUACCUACGCUAAAUCCUUGUACCUCAACCUUUCAACUCUCUCCCCUUACGUUGCUGGCCCUAACAGUGUCAAAAUCGCCACUCCUAUUCGCGAUUUGGAAGCCCAAAAGAUCAAGCUCCACAAGGCAUACCUCAUUUCAUGCACCAAUUCACGUGCUUCCGAUCUCGCUGCUGCAGCAAAGGUUUUCAAAGACGCUGCUGACUCUUCUCCCGAUAAAACUAUUCCUAAGAUUCCUAAAGGUGUCAAUUUCUACAUCGCUGCUGCUUCGAUCCCUGAGCAAGAGGCUGCUGAGGAGGCGGGCGACUGGCAAGCUCUUCUCGCAGCUGGUGCACAACCUUUACCAUCAGGAUGUGGCCCAUGUAUCGGACUCGGUACUGGAUUAUUAGAACCAGGUGAGGUUGGUAUCAGUGCUAGUAAUCGAAACUUCAAGGGGCGCAUGGGGUCCACUGAAGCCAAGGCAUAUUUGGCAAGUCCCGAGGUUGUCGCUGCCAGCGCUCUUAACGGCUAUAUCUCCAGCCCUGGGUGGUAUGAGGCACCUAUUGGAGUAAAUAAGGUUGUUCUCGGUGAAGGCAACGGAAACGUUGAAGAAGACAAAGCCAUCAGCAUUGAGGAGGCACUCGAGAAGCUUAUCUCACAAGCAGAUUCGAUUGUUGACGGAGCCGAGUCAAGCAUUUUCGGCACUUCCUCAAAACCCGAGGAAACUGAUGCGGAAACUUUGACUGAGAUUCUACCGGGUUUCCCGGAGAAAGUUGAGGGCGAGAUUGUCUUCUGCGAUGCCGACAAUGUUAACACAGAUGCUAUAUAUCCAGGAAAAUAUACCUACCAAGAUGGUAUCUCGGUUGAGAAGAUGGCCGAAGUAUGCAUGGAGAAUUACGAUAAGGAGUUCCGUGCCAUCGCUCGUGAAGGUGAUAUUCUCGUCUCCGGUUUCAACUUUGGAUGUGGUAGUUCAAGAGAACAGGCUGCUACUGCUAUUCUCGCUAAAAAGAUUCCCAUGGUAGUCGCUGGAAGCUUUGGAAACAUUUUCUCCAGAAAUAGUAUCAACAACGCUUUGAUGGGAGUCGAAGUUCCAAGACUGGUACAAAGACUGAGGGAGCAUUUUGCUACUUCUGCACCAGUGCCAAAGAAAGAAGUAACAGAGCCAAGUGGAAACAGCGAAAGCCUUGACUCACCAAAACCAGCUGAACUAGCUGUACCACAGGGAGAGAAAGUCUUGACAAGAAGAACAGGAUGGAAGUUUGUAUGGGAUGUUAGACGAAGCAAAGUAGAGAUACAGGAAGGUGAGGGUGGUAAGAAGUGGAGCCAAAAGGUUGGGGAGUUGCCACCAAAUGUGCAAGAGAUCAUUGCUAGAGGUGGUCUGGAAAAAUGGGUCAAGAUGGAGAUUGGGAAAAACUAA
Molecule: messenger RNA, 2421 nt
Organism: Sclerotinia borealis F-4128
Lineage: Eukaryota; Fungi; Ascomycota; Leotiomycetes; Helotiales; Sclerotiniaceae
Source: the annotation of a GenBank genome assembly